UUGCAGCCCUCUGCCAGAGCUCUGGUUCUUCCUGUCCACGGGUCGGUUCCGGUUCAGCGGUGAACUGUGGACUGAAGCGAGCAGCUUGGCUCCUCCCACUGCUUGUUCACACUGAGCAGUAAUGGCUGCCUGGUUGUCACGGAGCGCUGCGUGUGGGAUCUGCAGCCUGCGCCGGCCACUCUGCGGUGGCGCGCUGCGGUGGAGCUCCUCUGCCCUGCAGGAGAAGCUGCGGUCGGUGCAGGACCUGCCGCACGUCAGCGCCCUGGAGAUGCUGUACCGGGUUCUGGUCCAGGGCUACUUCUCCUCUCUGCACAUGCUGCAGGUCUAUGAGAAGCAGCUCUAUGGACCCAUAUAUAAAAACGGACGCAACGCGGUGUCAGUGAGCAGCGCCGAGCUGCUGGAGGAGCUGGUCCGGAAGGACGACAAGUUUCCCACCAGAGGAGACAUGGAUCUGUGGACGGAGUACCGCGAGAUGAGAGGCCUGGGCUACGGACCCCUCACAGAGGAAGGGGAGCGCUGGUACAAGCUGAGGGCGGUUCUCAACAAGCGGAUGCUCCAUCCCAGGGAUUCAGCUCAGUACGACGGGGUGAUCAACGCCGUGGUGACAGACUUCAUCAAACGGAUCAAACGUCUGCGUCUCUGCAGCCCAACAGGCGACCUGGUUCCUGACAUCGCCAACAAGUUCUACCUGUUUUCACUGGAAGGUAUUUCCUCCAUACUGUUUGAGGCGAGGCUCGGCUGUCUGAGCGAGGAGAUUCCUGCCGGUACACAGGAGUUCAUCACUUCCAUCUCUCAGAUGUUUUCCAACGCCAUUUAUGUGGCGAUCUUCCCAAAGUGGAGCCGCAGCCUGCUCCCCUACUGGCAGCGCUACAUCGCUAGCUGGGAUGGCAUCUUCAGCUUUGGUAAAACUUUGAUUGACAAGAAGAUGGAGGACAUUCAGCAGCGAGUGGACAACGACCAGGAUGUGGAGGAUGAAUAUCUGACGUACCUCCUGUCAAACUCCCAGAUGAGCACCAGAGAUAUCUACGCCAGCGUGACGGAGCUGCUGUUAGCCGGAGUGGACACGACCUCCAACACCCUGACCUGGGCUUUGUACCAGCUGUCCAGGAACCCAGAAACCCAGAACAGACUUUAUGAGGAGGUUUCCUCUCUGGUACCGGCGGACCGGAUCCCCAGCGCCGCAGAGGUCACUGCGAUGCCGUUUUUACGAGCCGUGAUCAAGGAAACUCUCAGGAUGUACCCUGUGGUUCCUAUAAAUUCAAGGAUCAUAAAAGAAAAGCCUGUUGCUGUUGGUGGAUAUCAGUUUCCAGAAAAAACUGGUUUCACGCUCUGCCACUACGCCAUCAGUCAUGAUGAGAACAUUUUCCCAGAACCGUACCGGUUCAAGCCGGAGCGAUGGCUCCGUGACGGCCGCCAGAGGCCCAACGCCUUCGGCUCCAUCCCGUUUGGCUACGGCGUUCGAGGCUGCGUUGGUCGCAGGAUCGCAGAACUCGAGAUGUACUUGGUUCUGUUUCGGCUUAUUCGAGAGUUUGAAAUCAAACCGAACCCCACUGCGGAUGAUCUAAAGAUCGUCAGUCGGGCCGUUUUGGUGCCAAACAAGCAACUGGACCUGCACUUUGUGGACCGACGAUGAAGGAACAGUUUGAUUUAACAGUUUAGCAAAACAUCCUGAAAGUGCUGUUUCUGACUGAUUUUUUCCUGUUAGCAAAC
Molecule: messenger RNA, 1710 nt
Organism: Xiphophorus couchianus (Monterrey platyfish)
Lineage: Eukaryota; Metazoa; Chordata; Actinopteri; Cyprinodontiformes; Poeciliidae
Product: sterol 26-hydroxylase, mitochondrial-like
Exons: 11
Coding region: 122-1633 (503 amino acids)
Biological process (GO): cellular response to peptide hormone stimulus; C21-steroid hormone biosynthetic process; cortisol metabolic process
Cellular component (GO): mitochondrial inner membrane
Molecular function (GO): monooxygenase activity; iron ion binding; oxidoreductase activity, acting on paired donors, with incorporation or reduction of molecular oxygen
Source: RefSeq, a predicted model, not a curated record